CUUUACGCACCGCGUCCCGAGGCCCCGGCGGACAGACGGAGAGAAACGGGCCGCAGGAAGAACCGAAUUCUGCUGAGCUGCGACCCGGAGAAAGCUCCAGAACAAUGGAUGACUGACACAUGAGAAAUAUUGACCGAACUGUUUCUGGAGCGCAGCAGACUGUCACCUUUUUUCCUUUCUUAUUGCUGUUUGUUUAAAACGCAAGAAUCGUUCUCAGCAGAAAGGAUUUUCCUCUCUGUUUGGAUUUUCUCUGAAAACUAUUCGCCCUGCAAAGGAUUUUAUUCUUCUCUUUUUUUAAAUUCUGAUUUUUGAAGCAAUCUGGUCGCAGAUCAAAAACUUUCUCCUCCAACGAUCCGCAUUGGGGAUGUUGAGCUCUGUGAAGAUGGAAGCCCAUGAUUUACCAGAAUGGAAUACUUUCUACAGUGAGGCCAGCGAGAUGUAUUCCUCUCCCAGCACCAUGAACUCCGGUCUGGGCUCCAUGGGCUCGAUGGGAACCAUCAACAGCUACAUCAACCUGAACCCGGCCACGGCGGCGCCCGCCGGGAUGAACAUGGCGUACCCCAGCUCCAGCCUCAGCAGCUCCCCGCUGGCCUCCAUGGGCUCGGGCCCCGGCCACAUGUCCCUGUCCCCCGUGGCGUCCUCGCUGGGCUCGGGCCCGCUCACCCAGCUGGGCCCCGCCGCGCCGUCCUCCCUGGGCUCCCUGUCUCACUACCAGAACAUGGGCCAGUCCAUGAGCCAGCUGGGGUACCCGUCCACCGCCUCGCUCAACCGCGCCGGGCCCAAAGAGAUCCCGCCGAAGCCCUACCGGCGCUCCCUCACCCACGCCAAGCCCCCGUACUCCUACAUCUCGCUCAUCACCAUGGCGAUCCAGCAGAGCGGCAGCAAGAUGCUGACCCUGAACGAGAUCUACCAGUGGAUCAUGGACCUGUUCCCCUACUACCGCGAGAACCAGCAGCGCUGGCAGAACUCCAUCCGCCACUCGCUCUCCUUCAACGACUGCUUUGUGAAGGUGGCUCGCUCGCCGGACAAGCCGGGCAAGGGCUCCUACUGGACGCUGCACCCCCAGUCGGGAAACAUGUUCGAGAACGGCUGCUACCUGCGGCGCCAGAAACGCUUCAAGAUCGAGGACAAGAUGGCGAAGAAGGCCGGGAAGAACCAGGAGGGCGGCUCGGGGAAAGGGGGCCACGGCGCCGACCACCUGGGGGAGCAGCACAGCCCCGCGGAGGGGUCCGAGGGCCCCGACUCCGCCCACUCUGACAACUCGCACCCGGGGUCGUCCGACGACCAGCCCCUGCCCCGGAGCAGCCUGGUCCCGCUGGACUGCCCGCCGCUGUCCUCCUCGCACCUCCACAGCCCGCCCGUGUCCCUGCCGGCGUCCUCCUCCACCUCCUCCUCCAUCCCGCCGUCCUCCCUGGCCCUGUCGGCCUCCUCGGCGUCCAACCCGCUCCUCCACUCCCAGCCUCUCUCCGGCAGCCCCCACCUGCUCCCCGGCGCCAUGCAGCAGCACAUGGACCUACAGAACGACGCCCUCAAGUCCCUGGACCCCCACUACAACUUCAACCACCCCUUCUCCAUCACCAACCUAAUGUCCAACGAGCAGAAGAUGGACCUGAAGUCCUACCAGGACCAGGUGAUGGCCUACAACAGCUACGCCGGGAGCUCGCCCGUCGGCGCCAAGCAGAUCUACGACAGCCCGGGCCCGGCCGCCAUGGACUCCGGGGCCUACUACCAAACUCUGUACAGCCGCUCGGUGCUCAACGCCUCCUAAUGCGCACACGCACACACACACACCCCCACACACACACACACACACACACACGCACACGCACACACACACCUAUCUGCAGAGGUGAGCCAAGAUGGAGACUUCUGUUUCUCUCUGCCUUUCCCAAAAUGGACACCGGGCUCUCGUUAUCUUCCUCUUUUCUUUCUCCCUCCCUCCCUCUCUGGCUCCCGUCCAGCGGCCUUCCAAGGGACGCCUGUCUGAAAUGGCCGCCGCAUUCGACAGACCAAACAACAUUUUCACCCUUUUUUUUUUCUCUCUCUCUCUUCUUCUUCCCCGCCGACACCGACUAGAGGAGGCCUGUUGGUUACAAGAGGACAGAAAAUAAAGAGUCAGUCUGGUCUUCAGAGUCGGGCCGUGUCUCAGGGACACUGCGAGGCAACAAUUAGCUCUGUAUAACAUGUAAAUACAAGUAAUGUGGGGGCAGAAAGGAUAUUUGCAUUUAUUUAUGAAGGGGAUAAAUUUUAAUAUAUCGUAUAUAGCGCGCUCUGUCGACCGGUUACAACGCCGACGUGAGCUUGAGGUUCAGGUUACUGCAAAUGGGAGACAGUUAAGCUCAUGUUUCUGUGUUACAACAUGUUGUUCAGCGUUUUGUUUUUGUUUGUUUGUUAGUUUGUUUGUUUGUUUUUUUUUGUUCCAUCAGGCAUCCGUCAAUGUAAAUGUAGCUCAUGAAGUUUGUACAUUUGAAAAGUGGUUUGUUAUUUUGGUUAAUAUGAAGAGAAAAAAAAAAUGCAUUUUGUCUUUGCUGAAGCACAAAUGAGGAAAAAAAAAAAUAACUGAAAAAAGGCAAAGAAACUGUGGUAACAAGAAAGAAAGACAAAAAAAAAAAUAGUGAUGAUGACGUGUUUCUGCUUCACUUCUUCUUACUGAAAAGAUUUUCCCAGUUCAGGACAGCAGAUGGGCGAGACGCUCGCUCAGUUACUUUCACAGUGGCGGGGAGGAGAGACGCACUACGGCAGGAUUUGCAUACAGUACUUUGCACUAUGGAGCUCCCGCCGUCCAGGUGGGCUGAUAGUGUGUGUGUUUGUGUGUGUGUGAGUGUUACAACAAUGCUUAGGAACCGCCCUCCUUUACACCGCCAAUCCAUCGGCUCAGUGGGAUCAGUGUCGGGUGACCCUCGACGUCCCAAAAAAAAAAAAAGCCUUU
Molecule: messenger RNA, 2929 nt
Organism: Salarias fasciatus (jewelled blenny)
Lineage: Eukaryota; Metazoa; Chordata; Actinopteri; Blenniiformes; Blenniidae
Gene: foxa3
Product: forkhead box A3
Exons: 2
Coding region: 365-1768 (467 amino acids)
Biological process (GO): cell differentiation; anatomical structure morphogenesis; regulation of transcription by RNA polymerase II
Molecular function (GO): protein domain specific binding; transcription factor binding; RNA polymerase II cis-regulatory region sequence-specific DNA binding
Source: RefSeq, a predicted model, not a curated record